Brassicogethes aeneus is the source of this 1718-nucleotide messenger RNA. The record is from the annotation of a GenBank genome assembly. Lineage: Eukaryota; Metazoa; Arthropoda; Insecta; Coleoptera; Nitidulidae.
GCUUUGGGUAAUACAAUGGUAUUGCUGAUAAAUUAAAUAAAAAUACACACAAAACUUGACUUUUAUUUCGAUAUUUCCACCCAAAAAUCACCGUGUCCACCAAAAAUUUAUUUUUACCCACCGUGCGGAUUUCUCUGUUACACGUACUUGUGGAAGUUUUAUAAUCUGUGAUUGUGUUUAUAAAGGUUUUAUAUUUUGUUUUUUGGUUAAUAAUAACACUAUUUUGUGAUCAUUAAUAUAAGUAGUAGAGUUUUCAUACAUACAUAAUGGAGCAAAUAGUAAAAAAAGAACUUGAAGAACUAGUAGACGAUUCCAAAGGUGAUAUUUCGAUGAAUUAUGAUAAACCAAGUACCUCUGCUGACAAAGAAAUGCCUUUUACCUUUAGGAUAUCAAUAAAACAAGAAAUCAAAGAAGAAUUAGAUGAAGAAAGUUACAAUCCGGAUGAUAGAGGUGAAACUAAAGAUAUAAUAAGGGUGUAUAUUAAGGAAGAAAGAAGGGAAAGUGACUUUUCUGAGGAAUAUGAUAACAAUAAAGAGGAACAAUAUGUAAAACUGAGAGAAAAGCUGUUUAAAUGUGAAAUUUGUUCUAAGAAAUAUCAAACCGAGGACAGUUUAUGUAACCACAAAAAGCACGUUCAUAAAGAUAUGCAGGAACUAUUUAAUUGUGCCCAGUGCAAAUAUCAAACUUUGAGAAAAAGUGACUUCAAGAAACAUUUAAAAAUACACGAUAAGAAAACCUAUUAUUUAAAAUGCCAAUAUUGUCCAUAUACAGCUGCUGAAGUGAAGAGUUUGAAUUCACACCUUCUUAGCAAACACAAAGAAGAAAAUAAAACAAAAAUAACAAGUAAAAUACAUCAUUGCGCCAAAUGUUUGUAUUCAACUGUAAAUAAAUCAAGUUACAAUGAUCACAUAAAAGUUUGUUUGAAAUUGAAAAAUAUCCAGUGGUAUCAAUGCGAAUUUUGCAGAUAUAAAACUAUUCAUAAAAGUCAUUUAACAACCCACAUAAAAACCCAUAAUAGAGUGAAAGAGUUGAAAUGUUUAUUUUGCAUUUACCAAUGUAACAAAAAACAAAGUUUGGACAGCCAUAUCUUAAUUAAACAUUCUAAUUUAUUGAACGAAACCAAUAAAACACUAAUCACUUCUAAAUUACAUUCAUGUGAACAUUGUAACUAUAAAACCACACUUGCCAACAAUUUAAAACUCCAUUUAAAAUGUAAUCACUAGUUUGUUAAUAAAUUAUUACCAAUUUUGAUUUAUUAUUAUUUAUAUUUAUGUUACACAAUACUUGAACCAUUAUUAUGUUUGCAAACUACGAAAUAUUAUUUGCUGCGUCAACUUUUUAAAUAUAGUGGGUUUUAACUUUUCCGAAUAGAUGGCGCUGCUAACUUAAAUUUAAAAUGUUUUAAAUAGGCAACAAAGAUUACUUUAAAUUGUAUUUUUUGACUUUUUUCGUUAAAACCGGGAAAUUGGGACUUCAGAAAGCAAUAUUUUAUUUUAUUUACACUGAGAUUCAGUGAUUAUUUAUUAUAUUUAUAAUGAAAAGCUGCCAUUGGUCCAAAAUCGUAUGGUUGAUAUUCAAAAUAUCCUCUAGAUUCAGGUGGUGGAUACAAAGUUAUAUCAUGCAUUGGGUCUGCGGAAUCAGCUGGUUGGGUGUACCAUGGCGAGCGUACAUGGUAGGGUUCUAAAAAUAAUAAAAUAUACUUACUAUAUUACUAUGUA